AUGAACGACCUAUUGAUUGAAAGAUACGCCGAGGUGUUCCGCUGCCCGGCCUCAGAGCAGCUGCCAGGACCGAGGGGUUCGGUCGGGUCAGUUGGGCGCGGUCCGUCGUGCCGAGGAUGUAUAGGCCCAACAGGCCUUUCUGGCGAUAAGAGCGCAGUAGACCCAUGCCAGUUCGGCCUCAGCCUGAAGGGUGGGGCUCGAACGCGAUGCCUAGCAGCGCAGCUCGACGCCGAAACCCGGGCAGCUUUCCCGGGCAGGCCAUCAGGAGGAGCGAAGUCUCUGCGGCUGGCGGUGUCUCUGCUGGCGCUGCUGCUCUCGGGUCGCAGCCGCGGGGACGACGUCGGCUGGUUCCACGCCCCAGGGCCGGACAAGCGGUUCGUCGAGAGCGGCAUCGUCCUCAUGUCGGUGCCCUUCAGCCGCAUCAGGUGUGCCGCCUACUGCAGACUGAAGCCGACUUGCGUGUCCUUUAAUUACAACGCAGGAGGAGCAUCCGUGUGCGAGCUCCUGACCUCGGCCGCAGUCCGGGACUCCGAACUGAGCGCGGACUCGGGCUGGACUUACUACCAGCAGCGUUACCCCAAGUGGCAGCGCAUACAGGACCCAUGUGCGAGCAGCCCUUGCCCCGCAGACAGCGUGUGCGUGAGCUACGAGCAGCCCAUCUACCAGAAGUUCAAGUACGACCUCGACUUCUACAUGUGUUCGCGCCAUGCCUGGCUCCUCGGCGAGCGCGACGCAGGACGGACAAACUGCAAGCAUAUAAUGGACUACGGAAAAGACUACUACAUUCAAAACAUGCCUGGCUGGACGGCUGUUCAAAAGCCUUUCGAAGUGGCUUUUCAGAAUUGCCUGAACGUUGGAUGCCGUGGCUUGCUGUGCGUAAACAUAGAAUUCGGGACCGACGUUUGCUACAUGAAGGACUGGAGCAAUGAACCCGGCGUGCUGCUUCCCAUGCAAUUCACCUUCAACCCGAGCGACCCAUGGGUCUUCUGGUAUCCCGAAUGCAUUUGAACAAACCUCCUCUCCAACCUCUGCUCCUCUCCUGUCAAGUCCGGUUCUUUGGUGUCAUUUAAUAAGCUCGUUAAGUUCACCAAUAAAAACGGGAAAAACCUUGAUGACGUCACGCAAUACGAUUAACCGAUUAAUCCUUUGAUGUUUCUGGACGAUCUUUCUCUCUCUAUCUCUCUCUCCCUCUCUCUUCAUAAAAACGACGUCAGAGAUGCAGAGGAGUGGGCUGAGGUGCGGCAGACCGACCUACAGUGGAAUCCCAUCAGCCUGAGCCAAAACAUUCAGGUGAUCCAGCAGUGGACUGGACGGCAAUGGUUCUCGCCAGACAGGGAGGCGGAGAGAAAGCAUAAAUGGAUGAGACAAGAAAGAAGGGGAGAGAGAGUGAGAAUGCGUGAAUAAAUGUGACCGAGCGAAAG
This is a messenger RNA of Penaeus chinensis, 1421 nucleotides long. RefSeq lists its product as uncharacterized. Bases 1 to 1008 code for a protein of 335 amino acids. Lineage: Eukaryota; Metazoa; Arthropoda; Malacostraca; Decapoda; Penaeidae. The transcript has 8 exons. The record is from RefSeq and is a predicted model, not a curated record.